ACAAAUGACCAAUAGUACACAACACAAGGAGAAAAUAACACUGCAACGCCAAAAAGCAUUUCAGAUAGAAGAAUCACAAUAUCAAAACAAAAAAAUACAUCCAUUUAGAUCAUAUUGACUCAUAUCACAUACAAUUUCUCCUCAUUAACAUAAGUCACACUGGUGAUCAUUUUGCCACUGCACCAUCAGACACAUCUACCAACUACUAGCGAUCAUUUUGCUACCAAUCAGUACACCACCAGACACAUCUACCAACAACUACACCAUGAGUACAACAACACCAUCGGACGCAUCCAUCCAAUCUCCAAAUUAAUGACACAUUCUCAGGACACAUGAUCACCAUCUUCAACAUGUCAAACAUCCAUCUUGCACUAAACACCUGCUGACUGGCGAAGAAUAUGUGGAGAAUCUCAACAAUAAAAAACUUUGCACAUCCAAGAUAUCGAAUUUCAGGACAGUACAAGAAGCACGCAGACGAUAUGGAUGACCGCACCGUACAGAUGAAGCUUCAUCAAGGAUGUUCCGUCACACUUACCAUGGAGGACCCACUCCCAGAUUUCUUUUCCUUUGAUGUUUGUUCUUAUUUGUGAAAUCAAGCCAAUGCUCGAAGAAAGGGUGGUGAUCAUGGAGGCAUUAACUAUCAGUUAUGUCCGGUUAUCAUAAAUUCUGAUUAUUGGAUUUCUGGAAACAUAUGAUCAUUAGCAUCUAGUAUAGCUGCUUAUGAAAUUCCAAAGCAAAAUAUUAAGUCGUUUUCAUCACUAUUAUCCUUUGGGUCUUCAAGAUGUAAUUAACGACUACCAUUGGUGUAGGCAUUCUUGAAUAUAUUAGCCACCUGAGGUCCAACUGAGUAAGGGGUGUGCUUGGAUCCUCUGACAUCAGUAAUGUUGGAUUCACCUUCGAAUCAGGUUGUACGAUUUACCUCUUCACCCGAAUGUGUACGGAUUGUCUUCGAUCUUUGUAUAUAUGAAUGUUUCUCUAGGAUUUAUGAUACAUAUACUGAUGUAAGAAAAAUAUUGAAAAUAUAAGGUAGCAUAUUGCUCUGAGAUUAUUGCAAUAUCCAUUUUUUUCUUUUACAUGAUACUGCCAUUGAAAGUUCUACCUGAUUUGGCUUUGAAGACAUGCUUUCUACAGGCCAGUAUGUCUGAGUAUUAGGUUUCAUUUUCAGGACAUGAUUAAUAUUCAUGACUUUGAGGAAUAUGGUGGACUUGAAAAGGUUGCUGAGCUUUUGAAGGAUCUGCAAGUAGAAGAGCAUAUAAGGCAAGUAUUUUCCCCUUAAGUGUUCCUACAAAGCUAUAUGUGAAAAUUAUCAGUUGUUGGCCUCUACUUGCUCAUUUGUCAAUCGGUACCUGUCUCCAACUGAAUGCUAGGAGAUAAUUGUCCACAAUGAAAGGUUGAGAUGAGCAACUGAAUCUCUUGCAUUCUUAUUAUACUAAUUACAGAUCUCUGGUAAGUCCUGCUCUUUCUUUGCUAGAAACAGUAUCAAUUGCAUAUUUAUGUCUCCAUGCUGUUUAUUUGUUGCUGGAUUUGUUUUUUCUUUGUCUCUUCAACGCAGGUUGAAAUGUGGGGAGUUUCUACUGCUGCUCAUCAGACAUGGUUGCGUGAAGGAAAACACUCCCAUACACGAAUUAAUGAAAAAUGAAAUCUACCUACCCAAGCCUAGUCUACACCUAACAGUCAACCAUCUAUGCAUACACGUAGCACAACUAACUCCCUCUCUAGCUUCUUGCCAACUCUUCAACUCAAUUUUCUUUGUUGCUCUCUCCCAUUGCAUAUCUACAGCUCUGGCAGAGUACACGGCUCAAGGAUCCAAGUGGAAGAUGCAAAGUCAAGAAAAGAUAACAGCUGUGAAGCCUGUGGCCUCCAGGCCUUUCUCCAGCUUCAGCUCCUUUUCGAAGCUUCUGAAAGACUUCACUACCACUGGUUCCACGCCGAUUACUUCUCCAGGGGAGACUGUUAUAGUUAGGCGGCCAAAGGCUACACGCUUCGCAUCGCCACCGAGUGAUCUGACAACUGGAAUCACUGCAACCACGUUACAAGACGGUGGUUCAGACACCACACAUGAGCAGAUGGUCGUAGACACAGAACAACAAGCAGUCUCUUGUGAUGACCAUCAGACCGUAUUCCACAACAUCAACAAGCCGAUCCACAGUGCGAGAAACCGUCUGUCCUAUGAUGGCUACAACUGGAGGAAGUAUGGGCAGAAGCAAGUGAAAGGGAGCGAGUUCCCAAGGAGCUACUACAAGUGCACCUACCCAACCUGCCCUGUCAAGAGGAAGGUGGAAACUACACUUGAUGGCCAGAUUGCUGAAAUUGUGUACAAUGGUGAGCACAACCAUCCCAAGCCCCAUCUUUCAAAGAAGCCAGUGUCAUCAACGGGUACAGAGGUUGUCAUUGCCGACCUCUAUGGCAGUAAUGAUGCUGGAGCAGAAAGCCGUUUAGGAGGAUGCAACGGCCUAUCUCUUAUUGGUUCCAAUGUUGUGGAUGAUACAUUCAGAAGGUGUUGUGAUUGCUUCGACGAGCUUGGAGAAAAUAGUCUGGUCUGUGACUGCAAGGGCAGCCGAAAGGAGGAGCAAUUAAAUGGCCUGGGAGCUCAUGUUGAGGCUGCUCGUGUGUUCCAGGCUUCAACAGAAUACGAGUCAUCUGAGGAUGCAUUCCGUUGGCGCAAGUAUGGUCAGAAGGCUGUUAACGGCAAUUUGUUUCCAAGGAGCUACUACAGAUGCAGCACAGCCAGAUGCAAUGCACGCAAGUUCGUUGAGCGUUCAUCGGACAAUUCACUGGUAACAACAUAUGAAGGAAGACACAAUCAUAUUGCUGAACGACUUGGAUGAAAAGAGAAACAAUGCUGCUGUGAUUCAAGGAAGAAGAAUACAAUAUCAAUAGUGUGCUUGUGAUGAUGCUAAGAUAGAUAUUCAGAAGAGAAGGAUACAAUGUUUAUCUUGUUACUGAAUUGAUCCAUCUCCUGACUAGUGUAUUCUCAUUGCUUAGUAACAACUCUUUAGAUAUCACAAGUUACGUUACAACUUACUAAUAUUAAUAUACUAGCCUUAUCUGCCUC
Molecule: messenger RNA, 3055 nt
Organism: Brachypodium distachyon (stiff brome)
Lineage: Eukaryota; Viridiplantae; Streptophyta; Magnoliopsida; Poales; Poaceae
Product: WRKY transcription factor 44
Exons: 6
Coding region: 1494-2828 (444 amino acids)
Biological process (GO): regulation of DNA-templated transcription
Molecular function (GO): sequence-specific DNA binding; DNA-binding transcription factor activity
Source: RefSeq, a predicted model, not a curated record